Ooceraea biroi (clonal raider ant) is the source of this 590-nucleotide messenger RNA. It is a transcript of the gene l(2)37Cg, whose product is annotated as RNA polymerases I and III subunit AC2 l(2)37Cg. Gene Ontology annotation, biological process: transcription elongation by RNA polymerase I; transcription by RNA polymerase III. Gene Ontology annotation, cellular component: RNA polymerase III complex; RNA polymerase I complex. Lineage: Eukaryota; Metazoa; Arthropoda; Insecta; Hymenoptera; Formicidae. The record is from RefSeq and is a predicted model, not a curated record. Gene Ontology annotation, molecular function: protein dimerization activity; DNA binding.
UGAUACAGAGAUCACGUGACCUCUGGAGAUCCGUGAGGAACGGCGAAGGAGAGAAAUUCGCCAAGUUGAACACAUUCUUUGUGUUAGGUUAGAACCGGCAAGCGUGUGUGAUUGUGCGUAUUUACUUGCACAGAAUAUAUAUUGCAAUGGGUCGUCUAUUAAAGUUGCCGGAGAAGCAUGCCGAAACCACCGAGACUUUCGUCUUCCUCGAGGAGGGGCAUACCCUGGGAAAUGCACUGAGCGCCGUCAUACGUGACUAUCCUAGCGUGCAAUUGUGCGGUUACACAGUGCCGCAUCCGGCAGAGAACAAGAUAAACUUCCGCAUUCAGACAACCGGCGAGAAUGCGACUGAAGUGUUGAGACGGGGCCUGGAGGAUCUGGAGAAGAUAUGCGACAUCACGAUUGAGAGAUUCGAGAAAGCGUACGAGAACUUUAAAGUGAAAGAUACCUCUAUGGAUACUACAUAAUAUUCUCGCGCACGAUAUAUCUGUUUAAAAUUAUAUGUUGACUUGCAAGGUGUGUAAAUAAACUGUUUGUAUUUAAAUAACAAUUACAAUAUAAUACCAUUAAUAAUAGUAUGCAGGAAAAUA